Messenger RNA from Saccostrea cuccullata (small rock oyster), 633 nucleotides. RefSeq lists its product as uncharacterized. The transcript is spliced from 2 exons. The record is from RefSeq and is a predicted model, not a curated record. Lineage: Eukaryota; Metazoa; Mollusca; Bivalvia; Ostreida; Ostreidae. Bases 97 to 633 code for a protein of 178 amino acids.
GUACUAUGAUAAACACUUGAAAUACAAAUGCAAAGUGUUUGUUCAUGAAAUGUGUCUGAACUAUUGUGAGCAUAGAUUUAGCGUGAUUUUAAUAAAAUGACGAUUCUUUUCAGUUUCUUGAUUUUAAUCAACGCUGAUUUUGUCUUUGGACUUUCAAGCCCCGGUUCAACAUCUACCACAAAAUAUGCAUCUAAUUCCCCCGAGAAAAAUUUUCACAGUGAUGCAGCAUUCUUACAUCAGAUCCUUCCUCAAGAAACCACACUUAGAAUGGAGCUAGAAAGGAAUGCUCGAGAUCUAAUAAAGCAAUUUGAACGAAUGAAAAAGGACCAAGCUGCAGCUGAAACGGAAAUUAGUAUUCUGUAUAUUCCAAUCCCAGGCCAGACUAUAUGGCAGUGUGAUUUUGCAAACAUAACAAAAGAUUUUCAGAAUUUUAAGAGGGAAAUUAGGUACAUUUCUCUCUCAUUUAUAGACCUGGAGAGAGAAACAGAAGCUAUGAAUUCGAAUAUUUUACAAACUGUUAACAACAGUGCAAAUCUGAUUAAUCAUGCAGAUUUGAAAGAUCAACAACGAAAUGUUUCAAAUACAAUAAAAGGUAAUCAUUUUCUCCUUAUUUUAUAUCCUCCAAGACCCUGA